AUGGCCCGAGAAGCUCCGAAUCACGGGAUAAAACGUUCCCUGUUAACAUUGAGCCUUGGGUUACUGCCGUGUUUCGUUGUACUAUUGGCUAGCUUGAAUGCCGCUGAAGGAGCCUAUAAUAUCCCGGAUGAACUCGUGCACUGCUAUCGCGGAAAUGCUACGCUUCCGGGUCCUCCACAUACACUUCGGUAUCUGCUGGAGCUGAUACGCAAGAUCGAAAGGCACAACCCCACUACACUGGAUAUACGCAUGCUAAGUGCUGAGUUGAUACACCGCAUGCGAGUGGACGGUAUCGAAAAGGUUCCCGGUGUAGCGGAAACAGACUGGGUAACUCCGUACAGCCCACGAGGCAUAAUGGUUCCGAAGUACGUGCUACUUCGGCAGCUCGUGUCCAACGUACCGGGACGAAUCGAUUUCGAGGCGUUCCUUACGCCGAGCGAGAUCUGCAAUCUGCACCGAAUGCUUAGCAGCUCCGUGGAACCGUUCCAGCGUGACGACGAACGCACUACCUGUCCACUAACGCUUAUGAGUAGCGAUGGUAACGCCCAGGCACCUUGGAUAACGCAGAACAAGGUUCAGAAGAACAAUUCCAACAGGACCACGUUUGCGCGUCCAAUUUCACGCUGUCCACUGGAACGGGGAACCUGUCGCACGGUGGACUACGGUACGAUUGCACCGGGAGUGGUCAUAAUGUCCAUAACCGCCGGGCUACAGCCACAGAACGUGCUGAUCAGCGAGUUCGUGACGGCGUACCGCAAGAAGAACCCGUACGAAAAUCUCGAAACCAUGGAUACAGCGGACACGCGAAGGCAGCUCGAUAAAUUGUUCGCAUCGUUGGACUCGAUCGACAACAUGUACGCUGCCGGAUUGGCGGGUGAUCUGGCCGAAGUGUGCCUCUACCAAGGACCGACGCUCAUGACGGACGUUGUGAUUGGGCUGGCUGGCAGCUGGAACGAUAGUUACUUCCCGCGUGCACAUUUUCUGAACCAAAACCACGCCGGCCGGUGGGAGAUGACGGACAGCGAGAUACUGGCCGGGCUCGAUGGAUACUUUCUCGCCCAGCAAACCCCGGAACUGUACAAACGCUUGCGCCGGUUGCGCCUAUCACAAGUGCUGGAGAUGUUUUACAGCGAUCGUGGCAUUCCGGUAGCGGCGAUCGAGAACGUCUCCCAUCGGAGACGAUUAGGCGGCACAAGGCGCACGGGAACUGUGAAUGGUUGGUCCGAGCAGCAUGCAGCAGCCGUUCAGCGUCCAGGAUCACGGCUCACGGAUGCGGACGAAAAGGCACACUUUAACGCAAAGGCUGGCGGUAGAAAUCGCUUUCACGCGGUGUUCGAUGGCGAUGAGGAUGACGAACAGGUCCAGCAGCAAGCGAUCGACGUUACACGAGCAUGCCAACGGAAGGACAUCCUGCGUACGAUCGAUUGGGAAAAGAUGAAGCAAGAAACGAGCAAAUUCGUCGAGGUGCUACAGUACACUACCGGGAGUGUCGUGGUUAACGAGAGAUUAAUGCAACGCAUCUGUAACGCGACGGUGGACAGGUUUGCCGAGCAGGCUGGCUUGCUGCUGGACACGCUGGCCGACUGUCCACCGGAGGAAAACGAGCCAAAGUUCGCGAUGAAAGCAACCAUGGAUCUUACCGUCAUUCUCGAUGGUUCCAGGGACGAGUACCACAAUCUACAGCUGGUCGCCUAUCUGGUUGAUUUGAUCGACGUUUCGAACUAUGGCUCUUCUAUCGCGAUAGUGCAUGGCACCACCGGCCAGUACAUUGUCAACCGUACGCACAGCAUCUCGACGGUGUUUGAGCAGCUGCAGCUUUUCCACGGAUCAUUCCCUCGUCAGCUUUCACUAUCGCGAAGUUUUGCUGCGAUCGUCGACACCCUCGGAAGGCAAAUGGAUGAAGAACGAGCCAACUUUAUCGUCGGAGCAAAUGCACCCGUCAUUCUCGUGCUCUCGCAGUCUCAUCGAAUCGUAAACGCGGAUUUUGAAAGCGCCCGCCGGAUGCUCCGCGGUUCGUUCGAACAGUUUCCCGAUCUUUAUUUCGCGUUUGUCACCAACGACGUGCCCACGUUCCAGCAACUAACCGAUUUUACCGACACAACGCACAGCCGAUCGGCGGAGGAGCACUAUCACAUCGUUGAAGCCACGCAAACGUCGAUCGAAAGCAUUUCACGGGAUGUAGCGGCCGUUUUGCGUGGUAUUCCGCAGCGUUUGAUUUCACCAAAUUGCCACACCGACGCAAAUCGGGCCAGCUGGCGAGCUGCUGCGGUACGCGAGGAAUACGAGCAAUAUCUUUCGCCGGGUGUUGAGUUACGGUACCGUUUGGGGCAACUCUUCCUGCGUAACAGCGGCGAGGUUCGCGUGCAGUUCAUGAACACAAAUUACGGCGAGUUUACGGUGUGCGAAGGGCGCAACCAUCGCGUUGUGCCGGAAAACUGCCAAUCGACGGGACCCGAUCGGGAAAGCAUCUGGUUUAACCACAGCUGGCCGUGUAGCGGUGGUACGGAUCAGGCGUGCCGGGCGCUUUACUACACCGUACGCCUCGAUAGCUCCAAUAUGCUGUGCAACGAGAAUGACUGCCGCUAUCCGGAUCAGGUGCGGUUUGUCAUACGCCACGAGGGGUUGCGGUGCAUCGGGGAUGAUGGAAGUGGCGCACCACCGCCGGUGGCUGCGUGGCAUUCGUUUUGGAUGGCGAUUUUUAUAGUGAUAGUUUUGAGGUUAAGCUCCUACCGAUCGCUAACACUAGCUCUAUUAGUGUAAAGAACACCCACGUCUCGUUUACUUUUUCAAAUUUCUGUUAUUUUCUGUUUUGAGAAUGCGUCUCAAAACACGUUACCAUUCCAUUGUUAUAUCACAUUGAAUCAUGUACUUGCAUAUUAUAUCAGUCACGUUUGAAAUGACAUCAAAUAAAUAUAAAUUAUA
Messenger RNA from Anopheles nili, 2922 nucleotides. RefSeq lists its product as uncharacterized. NCBI's taxonomy places the organism in Eukaryota, Metazoa, Arthropoda, Insecta, Diptera, Culicidae. The coding region runs from base 1 to 2760 and encodes 919 amino acids. The record is from RefSeq and is a predicted model, not a curated record. The transcript is spliced from 7 exons.